Messenger RNA from Octopus bimaculoides (California two-spot octopus), 1218 nucleotides. RefSeq lists its product as uncharacterized. Lineage: Eukaryota; Metazoa; Mollusca; Cephalopoda; Octopoda; Octopodidae. The record is from RefSeq and is a predicted model, not a curated record.
UAUAUAGCUCUCUUGUAGAAGAGGUACUUUUUACAUCACUCCACUCUUUGGUGCUAAGUUUAUGGUGUUAGUUUAACAGUUGUCGGCCAGAACCAUGGAUUACUGUUUAAAGUUAUUCGUUUAUUCGACUUUGCUAUUAAAGCCUGCCUUUAGCCAAGCUUUUUCACUCAACAACUUUCAUUCUUUAACAGAAAGGUUAUGGUUAUACAAUAAUGAAAUCGCGUGUCCCACAAAUACAACAACGAACAAUUUCCUGGUUGCCCAUCCGGAUUAUUUGAAAUCUACAGAACCACAUCUGAACGACAGCAUCACAGUUGCCACCAUAUGGGUGAGACUGCCACAAGGUGAUGUGUUAUUCAGAGACAACAUACCAUCAUCAUUCCAACUCAAUUUCCUGUGUAAUCCUUCAGUGAAGUCGCCUUUUGAUAAAUGUGCGGUUGGUAACUGCUUCGUGUUGUCGACUACUGACAAGCAGCUUGAAGGAGACGACAGUAUAGCAUACAACUCGCGUGCCGAUGUGCUGGAAGUUGAGAAUGUAAUCAACGUCACAUCUUCCGAUGCUUGUAGUGGUUCAAAGCAAUUAAUUCUCGGAAUCAUUCCUCAGCAAUGUCUGACCCUUCCGCCACAUGAAUCAACCACCCCUUCCAGCGGAUCUCUCGUAGUUUUUAUCAUGACUGUACUAUUAACCAUUGUAAUACUUUACUUCGUGUGUGGAACUUGUUGUAAUUAUAUUUCGGGUUUACGUGGUUCAGAUUCGAUCCCACAUAUCAACUGUCUUACUCAAGUAGGCAAUUGUUUCCAAGACAUAUGGUAUAGAAUAAAAUGCUGUGACCGUUAUCGAGGUCCAUAUCAAGAAAUAUGAACAAUAGAUUAUAUAGCUAUGUAUAUAUGUACCGGUGUGUGUGUGGUAGAUCAAUGUAUACGUCAACUGCCACAUGCAUUUAGCUGGUUGCAGAUACAGGAAUUCGUGUCCUCCACAUCUUGAAACCUAGUCUUCCAUUAAAGAACGGUUAAAAGUAAAUAUGUAUAGGAUACAAUUUAAGAAUAAACGAAAACUGUCCGAAAUAAAAUGUUACUAUGUAUUAUAUAAAGCAUUACAUAUUAUAGAAUAUUGUUAUACAUUUCGAAAUUGUAUUUGUUUCUUUAGAUAUUAUGAAUGUAUUUAUCUAAAUAGGAAAAGACGAAUGAAAUUAAUAAAUAAUCGUAUUUAUCUCUCAA